This is a messenger RNA of Mangifera indica (mango), 2090 nucleotides long. Its product is annotated as B3 domain-containing protein Os01g0234100-like. NCBI's taxonomy places the organism in Eukaryota, Viridiplantae, Streptophyta, Magnoliopsida, Sapindales, Anacardiaceae. Gene Ontology annotation, molecular function: DNA binding. The record is from RefSeq and is a predicted model, not a curated record. The transcript is spliced from 7 exons. The coding region runs from base 299 to 1861 and encodes 520 amino acids.
GUAAAAAUAAACUAUAUUCAUCAUAAACAAUUUUCGUUAAAAUCAAGGAAAACCUAGUAAAUUCACCAUUAAAUAAAUAAAUAGAUAAAUAUAUCUUUCCGGAUCCCUCAAUAGUUAAUUUAGGCUUCCAUUCCAUUGAUUUGUAUCUCGCUCGCGUUUCAACUCUCCGACUCCUUCAAGACACCAAAAAAUAAAAAUAAAAAACCGAAUUAGCAUUUUCAGAAGACUCGACCUGGUCGCUCCGUAUUUCUUCGUUUCAUUGUUGGACUUCUUCAUAGUUCAUAGAAGUUGUUCAAAGAUGGAUCUGGAGGUCAAGAAGGAAGUCCUAGAAGACCACCUUAACACGGCGUCGCAUCAUCAGAAUUCCACCGAACCUAUAAGAGGUGAAGAAGAAGCCACUCUGGCUCAAAUGUCCAUGUCUUCCUCAACCAAAGUAAAACGCAAGCCCAAACCUAAGAAAAUCUUCACAGCGGAUGAAACUAUAAAGUCAACGAAGAAGAAAGAAAAAAUUAUAUUAAAGAUCAGGAAGACUCAAUCUGAUCCCACAGAAAAGCAAGCAGUAGCUGAAUCUGGAGGAAAGUGCAAGAGCUUUAAGAGAAACAAGGAUCCAGUUGAUGGGCCAUGUCCUCAUGCUGAAGUUAAGUCAGCUGCCAUGAUUAGGGCAGAAGAAGUUCGGUCAAAUCUGGAGCCUGCAUACCCUAGUUUUGCCAAAUCUAUGGUCAGAUCACAUGUGGCUAGUUGUUUCUGGAUGGGGAUUCCGGGACAAUUUUGUAAGUUAUACUUACCCACCAAGGAUGCCAAUGUUGUUUUGGAAGAUGAAUGUGGGAAACUAUACGAGGCAAAAUACUUUGCUGAGAAGACAGGAUUGAGUGCUGGUUGGAGACAGUUUUCAACUGGCCACAAUUUGGUUGAGGGAGAUGUUUUGGUCUUCCAAUUAGUUGAACCUCUUAAAUUCAAGGUUUAUAUAAUAAGGGCAAAUGAUUUUUCUGAAGUUGAUGGGGCUCUUGGCCUUCUAAAUUUGGAUGCUCAUACUAAACAAAAUGAUCUACUUUUGGAAGCUCAUACAAAACAAAAUGAUGCAGAUCUGAACUUCGACAAAAAUAAUUCUGAAAUGAAAGCAGUACCUAAUCAGAAUACAAGGAGGAAACGCCAGAGGUCUCUCCCAUUAGCAGUUGUUCAGAAGAAGAAUAAAAAAUCUCAACAGUCUAUAUCAGCUUCUAAUAUUGGACAACCAGCAGAACAGUCUGAAAAUGAUAGCGAAGAUGUUGGUUCAGAAGUUCUGGAAGGCUUCAAAUUAUCUAUACCUGCUGUUCAGUUUAAAGAUAUUACAAGUUUAGACAAUUUCAAUAUCUUUGUAGAUGGAUCAGUUAUAGAUUCUGAGCUUCCAGAAGGUAUUCGGUGUAAGUACUACGAGCUUUGCUGCACUCGAAAUGCAUUGCUUCAUGACAGUCUGAUUCAGGGCAUCAACAUUAAAUUGAUCAGUGGAAUUAUUUCUGAAACUGUUAACAUUUCUGAAGCCAUAAGAAAUUGCAACCUUAGUAACUCGCAUGAUGAAUUUGCUACCUGGGAUAAGACUCUGAAAGCCUUUGAACUGCUGGGCAUGAAUGUUGGAUUUUUACGUGUAAGGAUACAUCAGCUUCUUAACCUUGCUUUUGAAUCAGAAGGUGCCAAAGACGCAAGAAGGUAUGCAGAAGCUAAAGCUCAACAAGCUACGGCCAUGGAUGAAAUAAGAAAUAUUGAAGCAAGGCUUGAGGAAUUGAAAGGGGCCUGUGAAAAUUUUUGUGCUGAAAUUGAGAGUCUGAAGUGGAAAGCUGAGCUCUACGAGCACAAAUUCCAGGAAGAGGUUAAUGCUCCAUGGUGAUAUUAUACUUGUUACGUGGGCAUUAGUUAUUAUUAUUUUUGUUAAUCCUUGUUUAUGCUUUUUGAUUAUGCACCAAUGAAAACCUUGCUUUGUGUGGUAGAUUUGACUCAGGAUUAUUAGGUAGGUGUAUUUUUAGCGCAGAGCAUUACUCAUGCCCAACUCGUUUUAAGGACUCGUUAUAUAGGAUUUAUUUCAUUUUCAUAUAUAUAUUUUUCAUUUUGUUCCGGAA